This is a messenger RNA of Hippopotamus amphibius kiboko, 2038 nucleotides long. RefSeq names its product ubiquitin C (gene UBC). Gene Ontology annotation, biological process: modification-dependent protein catabolic process; protein ubiquitination. The coding region runs from base 140 to 1969 and encodes 609 amino acids. The record is from RefSeq and is a predicted model, not a curated record. The transcript is spliced from 2 exons. Gene Ontology annotation, cellular component: cytoplasm; nucleus. Gene Ontology annotation, molecular function: ubiquitin protein ligase binding; protein tag activity. Lineage: Eukaryota; Metazoa; Chordata; Mammalia; Artiodactyla; Hippopotamidae.
GGAGGGAUCUAUCGGUGCGGCGCUUCCCUUAUGACUAUAUAAGGAAGCGCCGGGUGCGGCGUAGGCAGUUCCGUUGAGGCCAGGAGUUCAGCUGCUGUGCUUCUGUGUUCGCUACUGCCACCGCCACUGCCACUUGACAAUGCAGAUCUUUGUAAAGACCUUGACUGGUAAGACCAUCACCCUGGAAGUGGAGCCCAGUGACACCAUCGAGAAUGUCAAGGGGAAGAUCCAAGAAAAAGAAGGCAUCCCCCCUGACCAGCAGAGAUUGAUCUUUGCCGGGAAACAGCUGGAAGAUGGGCGCACCCUGUCUGACUACAACAUCCAGAAGGAGUCCACUCUGCACCUGGUCCUCCGCCUCAGAGGUGGGAUGCAGAUCUUCGUGAAGACCUUGACUGGUAAGACCAUCACCCUGGAAGUGGAACCCAGUGACACCAUCGAGAAUGUCAAGGCAAAGAUCCAAGACAAAGAGGGCAUCCCCCCUGACCAGCAGAGAUUGAUCUUUGCCGGGAAGCAGCUGGAAGAUGGGCGCACCCUGUCUGACUACAACAUCCAGAAGGAGUCCACUCUGCACCUGGUCCUCCGCCUCAGAGGUGGGAUGCAGAUCUUUGUGAAGACCUUGACUGGUAAGACCAUCACCCUGGAAGUGGAACCCAGUGACACCAUCGAGAAUGUCAAGGCAAAGAUCCAAGACAAAGAGGGCAUCCCCCCUGACCAGCAGAGAUUGAUCUUUGCUGGGAAGCAGCUGGAAGAUGGGCGCACCCUGUCUGACUACAACAUCCAGAAGGAGUCCACUCUGCACCUGGUCCUCCGCCUCAGAGGUGGGAUGCAGAUCUUUGUGAAGACCUUGACUGGUAAGACCAUCACCCUGGAAGUGGAGCCCAGUGACACCAUCGAGAAUGUCAAGGCGAAGAUCCAAGACAAAGAGGGCAUCCCCCCUGACCAGCAGAGAUUGAUCUUUGCUGGGAAGCAGCUGGAAGAUGGGCGCACCCUGUCUGACUACAACAUCCAGAAGGAGUCCACUCUGCACCUGGUCCUCCGCCUCAGGGGUGGGAUGCAGAUCUUCGUGAAGACCUUGACUGGUAAGACCAUCACCCUGGAAGUGGAACCCAGUGACACCAUCGAGAAUGUCAAGGCAAAGAUCCAAGACAAAGAGGGCAUCCCCCCUGACCAGCAGAGAUUGAUCUUUGCUGGGAAGCAGCUAGAAGAUGGGCGCACCCUGUCUGACUACAACAUCCAGAAGGAGUCCACUCUGCACCUGGUCCUCCGCCUCAGAGGUGGGAUGCAGAUCUUCGUGAAGACCUUGACUGGUAAGACCAUCACCCUGGAAGUGGAGCCCAGUGACACCAUCGAGAAUGUCAAGGCAAAGAUCCAAGACAAAGAGGGCAUCCCCCCUGACCAGCAGAGAUUGAUCUUUGCUGGGAAGCAGCUGGAAGAUGGGCGCACCCUGUCUGACUACAACAUCCAGAAGGAGUCCACUCUGCACCUGGUCCUCCGCCUCAGAGGUGGGAUGCAGAUCUUCGUGAAGACCUUGACUGGUAAGACCAUCACCCUGGAAGUGGAGCCCAGUGACACCAUCGAGAAUGUCAAGGCGAAGAUCCAAGACAAAGAGGGCAUCCCCCCUGACCAGCAGAGAUUGAUCUUUGCUGGGAAGCAGCUGGAAGAUGGGCGCACCCUGUCUGACUACAACAUCCAGAAGGAGUCCACUCUGCACCUGGUCCUCCGCCUCAGAGGUGGGAUGCAGAUCUUCGUGAAGACCUUGACUGGUAAGACCAUCACCCUGGAAGUGGAGCCCAGUGACACCAUCGAGAAUGUCAAGGCGAAGAUCCAAGACAAAGAGGGCAUCCCCCCAGACCAGCAGAGAUUGAUCUUUGCUGGGAAGCAGCUGGAAGAUGGGCGCACCCUGUCUGACUACAACAUCCAGAAGGAGUCCACUCUGCACUUGGUCCUGCGCCUGAGGGGAGGUUUCUAAGUUCUCCCUUUUAAGCUUUCAACAAAUUUCAUUGCACUUUUCUUUCAAUAAAGUUGUUGCAUUCCCAAA